AAAAAUGGAGGAAAUAAAAAGAAAACAGGACGUCAACAAAAUAUCGAGAGGAGGGGUGGCACAGUGGUGUAUGACUUCAGACUGAAAUGCGUAUAUUCCUGCUUUGUCUCCAUGGGCAAUCUGCAGCUGUCAUGGCCGGAUUAAAAGAUGCAUGGAGGAGAAUUCCUUCUUAUGUCACGAAUAGUCUGCAAGAUGCCUUCUUUGGAUGAUAAUUAUGCUCAAAGUAGAUACACUAUACACUAACAAUUCAUAGGCUACCAUUCAUCCAUUCAUGUACAUGUAUUAUGGUGUAUCCGCACACGGUGUGUGCUCACAAGUACUUAGGAAUCUGCCAGUGUGUUGAAGAACAUGAUGGACGAAGGAUGAGCAUCAGAUACUAUCCCAAAUAUUAUUAGCAGAUAAUGGCUCGGAGAAAUAUACAGGUUUUAUCUACAAUGUCCCCCAAGCGUCUCUUACUCUAUGUCAUUACAUCUUGGGGUAUCUUAGCAUUCUGCUGGAUCUCCUACCAUUGCCAUUGGAUCAGAGGAUCUUCCAGUGGGAGUGAUCGAUCAAAGGUUCGUCUUGUUAGCAAAGAGGAAUGUACUAGGCUCCUUCAAGAUUACGGAGAUAUUUUGAGGAUAAUGCAAGAGAGGGGAGCACAUGAAAGGGAACAAGAAGGGUAUAAAUCUGAGCUCAAAUUUUGUGUAGACCAACCGGCCUCUUUGAUCCAACCGAAUACCAGGUCUUCAGAAGACGGUGGUCAACAAAAGUUGAUUGACACCAAACUUGUGAUUCGUGAAGCUCUUCCUAGACCUCAUUGUGUUAAACAAGUCCAAAUAUGGGGAACUGAACACCGACAACGUGGAAUCGAGCCCUGUCCAGGACUAGCAUGCGGUAUCAAUUUGGUGAUCGACGCCAAUUAUGAGACAUUAAAAGAUAGUGAUGCCGUCUUGCUCUUACCCAGGACACUCUGGAAUUGGACUAAAAUAUUGAGUCAUAAACGUAAAGGACAAAAAUUGAUAUUUUACUCCCACGAAAGUCCACUAAAUACACAAAAAGGAGUCCUUCCACCCAAAGACUAUAUCAACAGCGCUUAUGAUUACAUAAUGUCAUACCGUUUCAGGGAGUCCCACUUAUAUGCUAGCUUUGCUUACUAUGACACCAGUAAACCAUCGAUUAGUUCAAACGAAACAAGGAAUUGGGCUGCUGGUCGGAAACGACAGGUCGCAUGGUUGUCCUCUAACUGUCAGUCCAUCUAUCUGCAUUGGAAUAGGACUGGGUUUGUCAAAGAGCUAUCCAAAUAUCUUGACGUGGGCAUGUACGGCAAGUGCGGGGAGCAAGGAGCUUGUCCUCCACGUGUAGAUAACUUCUCCGAAACAUGCAAUGGUGUACUACGACAGUUCAAGUUCUAUCUCGCUUUAGAAAACUGCGCUUGUCGAGACUACAUCACCGAAAAACUGUGGAAUAAUGCCUUCAAAAACGACCUAGUCCCUAUUGUGUUUGGACCUCCUCGAGCGGACUACGAGGCAGUCGUUCCACCGGAUUCAUUCAUCCAUGUCGAGGACUUCGAAACGAUCCAAGAUCUUGCGGACUAUGUAACCAUUCUUGAUCAGAAUGACAAUCUCUACAAUAAGUUCUUUGAAUGGAAGAAACAAGGAUCCGUCGAAUUCACAAACGAAUCAUGGCUUUUUAUGCCUCAGAAUAUGUGCCAGGUCGUCAGUAGACUAUUAGAUGACGAAAAAGCAGCAAGAGCGGGAAAGAUCAACAAACCAAUCCUGCCGGAUUGGAAAGAAUGGUGGCCUCAGUCUUGUCGCAACAUUUCAGGGUUUCCCAUCAAGAUUACGUAGGUGACAAACAAUGCAAAUCGUCAAGACGUAAUUUAAAUGGAGUAUCUAAUCGAUUUAUAGGCAUAUUAUCAUGUGGUGAACAGAUAAUAAUUUGUAUGUUUAGAAAUCUGUGAUUAUAAUUCAUUUUUUAAAUAUUACUUUAUUUUCAUUCCAUGUAAUUUCCAAUAAACAGUAUAAUAUAUAUCUAAAUCUAGAAAUUCUGGUUUGAAUGGUUAAGAAGAGUCAUUCACUGAAAACUUAAUGAGGCAUUAUACAAGUUUAUAAUCAUAAUUAUCUUGUUUAUUGUUGCUGUUAUUUGUGCUGUUGUUACCAAACUAGAACUUAUGAAAGACUGCCAAUGUUUAUUAGAAAUGAAUGAAUGUCCUGUAUGUGUUUGCACGUGUGUACGUUGGUGGGGGUGGGAGUGUGUGCAUGUGGGAGCUUUAAGCGAAAUAGAAUACGAGUGGCGAUGGUAACAUUGUGAACCAUAAUUAUCUUUGUCUCAGCUUGGUUUAGUUUUCUUAGUAUAUACUUGUUCACGCAUUUCAUUCAAUCAUUAAUUGCUUCAGUGGUUUGUACAUAAUUUGUAGACUGUUGUUAACACAAAAUGAAAAGUUGUAAAUUUUGUUAUAAUUAUCAACCUUGAGUUUAUGUACUCGGUUUUGGAUUAAAUUUUACUUUGAUAAUAAAACAUGUUGAAGAAAUUGUGUACGUAUGUAUAUUUGAUUUGAUUUAUUGUUUUCUUCUGCAUCCAUAACAUUCGUAUAAUACAUUUUUCAUAACAUAAUAUGCUAGCAUUUUUGGCAUGAAUCAUAAAUAAAGAGUAUUAAAAAGAUAAUUUCAGACAAAAAUGAUUAACUAUAUGAUAUUCACAAUUUGCAGGAGAAGGAUUGUCAUCAUAAACAGAUUGCUUGAAAAAAAUUACAAUCCCAAACUUAUACUAAUUGAAUAAAUUAAUACAUUUAUAAAGCAGAAUGGGCAUACAUUUUCAAAUACGAAACAUGACUUCAUGCAAUAUUAUAGUAUGAAGAUGAAGAUGAUAAAACUGAGGGUGACGGUGAUAUGAUGAUGUUGAUGAUGAUGAUUAUGAUGAAGGCCAUGGAGAUGAUGGUGGUCAUGAUGAAGAUAUUGGUAAUGACUAAAUCGAAGGAGGAAUAAAUUCACGAUAAAAAGGAUAUGACACAGAAAUUUUACUUCAAAUAUUCUGAUAAUAACAUAGAUUUAACGUUUGCCUUAAAUGAGUGAAGAGACGAAGAUUGUUUUACAGGCUCUGGUAGAGAGUUCCACAAAUCUGGACCAUGGUGUCUUAUGGAUCUCUGCGCAAUAAGCAAUUUAGGGUUGAUUAAAUGGAAAUAUGAAGAGUUACGGGUAGGGUAAGAAUGAAUAGAUGUAUUCAGAGUAUAAAAAUUGUGGAAUGAAGGUGGGAGCAUGUUAUUUACGUAAUUAAACAUAAGUAGUAAAUUUUGAAGAGUAUUUAUGUCAAAUACUGUUAGAGUCUUUAGUUUAUGGAAUAAUGGAUUUGUGUGUGAUAAAUAUUGGGAAUCAGUACAGAUUCGAAUUGCUUUUUUCUGUAAUAAGUAUAUUGUAUUAAUUUUAGUUUUUGCACAUGUUGCCCAAACUAUGUUGCAAUAUGAUAUAUAAGACAAUAUUAAUGAAUUGUAGAGUAUGACAAGAGUUGUAUGUGGAAUUAUGUUUUUCAUUUUGUAAAGUAUACCAACGUUUCUAGAAAUACUAGUAGUUAUACAACGUACAUGUUCAUUCCAAUUUAAA
This is a messenger RNA of Lytechinus pictus (painted urchin), 3575 nucleotides long. Its product is annotated as alpha-(1,3)-fucosyltransferase fut-1-like. The coding region runs from base 402 to 1826 and encodes 474 amino acids. Gene Ontology annotation, cellular component: membrane. Lineage: Eukaryota; Metazoa; Echinodermata; Echinoidea; Temnopleuroida; Toxopneustidae. The transcript has 2 exons. The record is from RefSeq and is a predicted model, not a curated record. Gene Ontology annotation, molecular function: alpha-(1->3)-fucosyltransferase activity.